AGGCCCCUCCCACGGCGCGCGCGGGCGACGGCGGCCAGGUGAGCGGCGGGCGCAGGCAGGAUGCUGGCGCGCGGAGUGAAGAGGAAGAGCGCCGAGCCUGACGGCCACGAGGAGGCCUACAGCCUGCAGCGCCAGUCGCUCCUGGACAUGUCCCUGGUCAAGCUGCAGCUGUGCCACAUGCUGGAGCAGCCCGACCUGUGCCGCUCGGUCCUCAUCGCCAACACGGUCCGGCAGAUCCAGGAGGAGAUGGCGCAGGACGGGGCCUGGCACGCGCCCGCACCCCUCAGCGCCGGCCCCGCACCCCCGCGGCAGCACCUGGUGUCCACGGAGGUCCUGUGUCGCCCGGACCCCGCGCAGGACCUGCUCCCCCAAGCACCCCCGCAGAGCCCCGAGGACAGCCUUUGGGGGGCCGGGGGCCCCCACGACAGCAGGGGCGGCCUGCCCUCCGCGCUGGGGCAGAUCUUUGAGACCCUGGAGGGGAGGCGGCCCAGUGCCGUGGGGGAGCUCUUCUCCGAGGUCAGCGGCGCCUACUACGACCUGGACACCAUGCUGACAGGCCCGGGCGAGGGUCUCGAGGGCUUUGCCGCUGCGGCCGCCGCGCCCCCCAGCGCCAGCUGCAAGUUGGACCUGGGUGAGCGGGAGCACCUGGUGGGCGUCCUGGUGGAGGCGUGAGGCCCC
Molecule: messenger RNA, 678 nt
Organism: Sorex fumeus (smoky shrew)
Lineage: Eukaryota; Metazoa; Chordata; Mammalia; Eulipotyphla; Soricidae
Gene: CDCA4
Product: cell division cycle associated 4
Exons: 2
Coding region: 61-672 (203 amino acids)
Cellular component (GO): nucleus
Molecular function (GO): transcription regulator activity
Source: RefSeq, a predicted model, not a curated record